This is a messenger RNA of Drosophila biarmipes, 1953 nucleotides long. It is a transcript of the gene ppk, whose product is annotated as pickpocket protein 28. Gene Ontology annotation, cellular component: membrane. The transcript has 7 exons. Gene Ontology annotation, biological process: sodium ion transmembrane transport. Gene Ontology annotation, molecular function: ligand-gated sodium channel activity. The coding region runs from base 17 to 1846 and encodes 609 amino acids. Lineage: Eukaryota; Metazoa; Arthropoda; Insecta; Diptera; Drosophilidae. The record is from RefSeq and is a predicted model, not a curated record.
UCCGUUUCCAAGGACCAUGUCAGAGCUCAGGGAGGACGAGGAGGAGAAGAAGUCGGGCAUCAGCAUUCUGCCCGGCCCGGAGCUACUAACCCUGCCGGGCUUCGAUACCCGGGCCAGCAUCGCCUCGGCGGCGUUGAGUGAUGUGCCCAGUGACGUGAUCAUCAAGUCUCGCAUCCGAUAUGGCAACACCCUGUCCGCCUGCAAGGGACUACUUCUGGAGUACGCGAAGAGUACGACCAUUCACGGCAUCCGCUAUAUCUUCGAGGUGCACAGGCCCAUCUAUGAAAAACUUUAUUGGCUGUUCUUCACUUGCAUUUCGGUGUACUUCGCCGUUUCCCUUAUCUGGGACACCUAUCUGAAGUGGCAGGACUCGCCGGUCAUUCUGGGUUUCGAUGAGACCCUCGUGCCGGUGCAUAAGAUACCAUUUCCCACGAUUACCAUUUGCCCGGAGAUCAAAAUGGAACGCAAUACCUUUGACUAUACUAAUAUAUCGCGACAACUUUGGGAUGAGUACAAGAACGGCAAUGUCAGCGACUUGGAGGAUGAAGACCUGGCUCGAAUGGCGGCUGCCAUGCACAUCUGCGAUCCUAAUGUGGUUCAGCGAUUCACACCUCUGCUCUCCCAGCUGCACCCGCCCUACGUGGACGUAACCCAAACCCUCAUAGACCUGAGUAUCUCGAAGAACGAGACGGGACCGUUUUGCAAGUGGAAUGGGCGCUUCUACUUCUGCGACAAGAUCUUCGACUUUGUGGCCACCGACGAGGGCAUCUGCUACCAGUUCAACGGGCUGCGACCCAAGGACAUCUAUCGCGACGAGAAGUUCAUCAGCUACGUGGACCCGGAUGUGGUGAACUUCAACAAUUACUUCGAUGUGGCCCUGCCGCCCUGGAACAAUAUCACGGGCAACUGGUCACUGGGCAGUGGGUUCGUGGACCAAGGCCAGAACGCGUAUCCCCAAAGGACGGUGUUCUCAUCGGCGAAGAAUGGGUUCUUCGCCUUUCUGCAGGGUCUGCAGCACAACUUCGACUACGAUUGUCGCAGUUUCAAACAGGGCUACAAGGUCUUUCUCAACUCCCCGGAGAGUGUGCCGCUGACGUCGGGCAAUUAUAUCCUGGUGCCCCAUGGCGACGAGGUCCUGGUCAGUGUGCUGCCCGCUUAUGUCGUGUCCACCGACAAUUUGCACGAAAUUACCCCGGACAAACGCCAAUGCCUGUUCGAUGAUGAGCGCUCGCUGCGGUUCUUCCGAUCCUAUUCUCAGAGCAAUUGCCAAACCGAGUGCCUGGCCAACUUCACGAUUUCCAAGUGCGGCUGUGCCAAGUUCUGGAUGCCCAAACCCGUGGGCACUCCCGUCUGCGGACUGAGUGACAUUAACUGCUACACAUCUGCCCAGGACGAGCUGUAUGCUCUGCUGCAGAAUCAGACGAUGGCCAAGAGUGUGGAUGACAGUGUCGACAUCUCCUGCAACUGCCUGCCGGCCUGCACGUCGCUGGAGUACAACUUUGAGAUCUCCAGGGCCAAGUACGACGUGGCCAAAACCAUUCGAGCCUUCCGCGAAGAGUACGAGCAUACAGAUGCCAUUGGAUCCCGCCUCUCUGUCUACUUCAAGGAGCAUCAAUUCACGGCCAUCAAACGUACGAUUCUGUUCGGAGUAUCUACGUUGAUUUCCAACUGCGGUGGCAUCUGCGGCUUGUUCAUGGGCAUCUCCUGUCUCAGCUUCCUGGAGCUCAUCUACUUCUUCUGCAUGCGAAUCUGUGGCAGUUGCCGCGAUCGGCGGAAGCACAAGAUACAGCAGCAGAACUCGGUGGAUAUACCGGAGGAGAACUCUGAGAAUAAGUCAGCGAUCUGAAAGAUACAAAAAAACGAAUUCCAAAAGCCCUAACUGUUGUAUAUGUAAAGCGAACACAUUUGAAUUAAAUCGAUUGCAAAUAAAAUGUUUUAAAUUGCUUUACCUAU